AUGACUCUUCAUUACGUGAUAUCCCUGUAUAUAAGAAAUACUCUAAUAAGAAAUCUUCCUAAUGAAUUGUUGUGUGAAUUAAAAAUUUUCAUUUCAGAUGAAGAAAAUGAAAAAUCGGUUGGCGUGAUUCUAAAUGGCUCCGAAUCAGAAUUAGUAUUUUUUGAGUAUCAGUUUGUUGGAGAUAGUAAUAAAAAUUUCACCGAAGCGUUCGGCCCUGAUGCUUACCUGGUGGUCUAUUCCGUUAACUCUAAACGAAGUCUUCAAUCUGCAAAAGAGAUUCUCAAGUUGAUUCAUAAGUGGGACAACAUUGAUAUGAAAGCUGUCAUCCUAGUCGGUAACAAGACAGAUCUUGCACGACAUCGUGUCCUUUCUACAGAUGAUGGACGUUCUCUAGCUAUUGAAGAAGGGAGCAAAUUUAUAGAAACUUCAGCAGGCAUCAACCAUCAUGUCGACGAACUUUUGGUUGGCAUUCUUUCUCAAAUACGUCUGAAACUGUCUUCCCAAGAAAGAACUUUGCAGAAAAGAGAAUCUGUAAGCUUAGGAUCUGGUGUGGGUGGGACCAAAAUUCGUGGUGGUAAAUGCCAUGGGUGUGCAGGUUGCAAAGCCAAGGGUCUUCUUAAACGAAUCUUGAAAAAAGCUUGCUCCAAAUCGAAAUCAUGUGACAACCUCUUGGUGUUGUAAAGAAUAUUCGUUCAUAUUUGUGUUUCUGAAACUAAUCUAAUUUUCUUAUUCAAUUCAUCAAACAUCGCAGAUCUACUGAACCAAUGUACUGUUGAACUUUUAUGGUGUUUUUUAACUGCAUUUCUUCCAGGGAAACGAAAUAUUAGAACUGCGUAGCGCAUCACUCAGAGAAAAGUUAGAUUCUUAUUGUUUAUCUGGGCACCAGACGAAAAUAUUGAAGAUUCGUUCAAAAAUCUCAUGCAACAGAAAACAAAACCAAAAAAAAAAAUGUUUCAUAAUGUUAUUAUUUUAAUUUCAGUAAUAUUUUUAUGCACAUAUUUAUGAAUAUUUGUCUAAAUAAUUUUUACAGGAUAAAAGAAUUACUUUCUUUAACCUUAGAUCGCUUUUUCCUAGCACGAUACGACACUGACGAACGAUAUAGGAUCUAGUAAAAUGCAUUGCAGAAGCAUACGGGCUUUCCCACGUUCCGAUACGAUAAUAUUUCUCCGACAUAGCAAUAUCGUUUAUGUAAACGACAUGUCUUAUGAGCACCCACGUAUCCCAACAAACCUUACCGAUAUUUAUUUUUAUUUUUUAACUUUUCAAUUUGGUUUUACUCUUUUGUUUUAUAUUUAACUCAGAUAUCAGUGCAAGUUAAUACUGUUAUAUUAUUUAUUUUAAUAUAAUUACAGACAGUAUAAUUAUUUUAUUAUCCAAUAUGCGUGAAAUUGAGCUUUAAAUCUGUGAUUUAAAUUUGUGUGAAAACGUGAUGUUGCAAAAGAUAAAAUGAAUUUAAAUGUUUUCAAUUUAUAAACUACAGCAGUGCGAUUCCGCAAGUAAAACUUCUUUAUUCACCAUUUUAACGAUGAUUGUCAUUUCAUAUACACAGAUGGCACUACUACUAGCUUGAGUUUUCAACAAAAUAAUAUAAAUUAAAUAGUUUGCCGUCAUUAAGAAAGUAAGAAAAUCAUUUUAUUUUCUUCUCAGUUAAAAGAUUGCAAUUAAUUUCGGUCAGCAGUCAUUAAUUACGGUGAAGUCGAGAAAAUAUUUUCUUCUCAGAUUCCUGAAAAAAUUUAUUCGACUCCGACUCCGUAUUUUAUUUUCUUCUCAGUUAACAGAUUGCAAUUAAUUACGGUCAGCAGUCAUUAAUUACGGUGAAGUCGAGAAAGUAUUUUCUUCUCAGAUUCCUGAAAAAAUUUAUUCGACUCCGACUCCAUAUUUUCUUUUCUUCUGAGUUAAAAGAUUGCAAUUAAUUACGGUCAGCAGUCAUUAAUUACGGUGAGGUCGAGAAAAUAUUUUCUUCUCAGAUUCCUGAAAAAAUUUAUUCGACUCCGACUCCAUAUUUUCUUUUCUUCUGAGUUAAAAGAUUGCAAUUAAUUACGGUCAGCAGUCAUUAAUUACGGUGAAGUCGAGAAAAUAUUUUCUUCUGGUUGCAGCAAAACUUAGUUAAUUAACCUAUCCACUUAUUUAAUUUAAUAAACAAUUUAUUUUCAGGAGAACAAAUUGUUUAUUAAAUUGAUAAGAUGAAUAUACAAUUUGAUAAUAGAUUUGGCUUUUGCCUAAUCUAAACUAAAAGUAUAAUUUACAGGUUAUGGUGUGCCGAUGUUUUUACAACGAAUUUCUGAUGACUGUGGCGAAGUUUUUAUUAAUUUGGCGAACUUCUCAUUAUGACGUAUUUCUGAUAACGUGGUGAGGAGGCAUGACGAAUUUCGUAAAUCUUCAUCUGGUACUCAGCUGAAGUUCCAUAAUCUGACGGUUUACAGUUAGUUUAACUUCAAUAAAAUUUCAUCAUAUUACUAGUUUAAUUAUUUUAAAAUGUCCAUUGGUUAUUAAAAUCAAAACAUAUUCCUUACGAUUUGAAGAAUUUCGUUUCCCUGAAACCGUAGAGUUUUUAAUUACUUAAUCUAGUUUCAUUUUCAUAACCUGGAUGGAAGUCAUAGUUUAUAGAAACAAAAUAAAUUCUUUGUAAACUA
Parasteatoda tepidariorum (common house spider) is the source of this 2633-nucleotide messenger RNA. The record is from RefSeq and is a predicted model, not a curated record. NCBI's taxonomy places the organism in Eukaryota, Metazoa, Arthropoda, Arachnida, Araneae, Theridiidae.